Molecule: messenger RNA, 1947 nt
Organism: Hevea brasiliensis (rubber tree)
Lineage: Eukaryota; Viridiplantae; Streptophyta; Magnoliopsida; Malpighiales; Euphorbiaceae
Product: peroxisomal membrane protein 13
Exons: 6
Coding region: 135-1001 (288 amino acids)
Biological process (GO): protein import into peroxisome matrix, docking
Cellular component (GO): peroxisomal membrane; peroxisomal importomer complex; peroxisome
Source: RefSeq, a predicted model, not a curated record
UAAAAACGCGGCGCCGCAUGAGGCAAUAGAAUGUUGGAUGCGCGAUAAUAUCGAUCACCACCUCUUUCUGCGUCCGUGUGCCUGUAUGUGAGGUGGGCUUAGAGAUAAUCGCAGCCCAUAAUCUUUCGUCGUCCAUGGACUCCAAUUCACAACAAACAGGUAGUAGUCCUCCUGCUAAACCUUGGGAACAAGCCGGGACCUCAUCAUCUGACCCUACACCUUUUAAACCAUCAACGCCUGGCAGCACCAGUGAUGUAGUUGAGGCAUCUGGAACAGCAAAACCCGGUGAAAUUGUUUCAGCUGCUGAUAGGAAUACAAUUGUGAAUAGAAAUUCUCUUGGUAGGCCUGUACCGACUAGGCCAUGGGAGCAGCAAACAAAUAGGAGCUUAUAUGGAGGCUAUGGCUCUGGCCUAAAUUAUAAUUCUGGAUAUGGUUCUGGAAUGUAUGGUUCUUCAUAUGGUGGAUUUGGAGGGUCUUAUGGCGGUGGCUUGUAUGGAAACAACAUGUAUAGAGGAGGUUAUGGUGGUCUAUAUGGAGGCAGUAUGUAUGGUGGGGGAAUGUACAAUAGUGGUUUUGGUGGUCCAAUGGGUGGUUAUGGAAUGGGCACGGGCCCAUACGGUGAUCAAGAUCCGAAUAAUCCCUAUGGUGCUCCAUCAUCUCCUCCUGGCUUUUGGAUUUCUUUCCUUCGAGUGAUGCAAGGUGUAGUGAACUUUUUAGGCCGGAUAUCAAUUCUGAUAGACCAGAGCACCCAGGCUUUUCACAUGUUCAUGACAGCACUGCUUCAGCUCUUUGAUCGCACUGGCUUAUUGUAUGGAGAGUUAGCCAGAUUUGUUUUGAGAUUGUUGGGAAUCAAAACAAAGCCCAGGAAGGUUCAAGGACCAGGACCUGAUGCACUUCCUACUCCUCACAAUCCCCACGGGAAUCAUAACUACAUCGAGGGUCCUAAGGGUGGUCCAAGCGGCGCAUGGGAUAAUGUAUGGGGAGACACUGCUAGCAAUUAAGCUGGGAAUUUGCAAUUGACAAAAUAGGAAACAAAAUAGAAUUGAAAGGUAUGGUAUGCAAGGAGUUUCAAUGGAUGCAAAGGUGCUUGGUUUGGCUUGCUAAAUUGCAUCUGCUCUGUUUGCUUGAAAUAAAAAUCUCUCGAGAGACCGGCAGCAUCCAACAUUUGUGCCAAAAUCUUCCGGCUGACUUUGUACCAAGGUCUCCCUAAUGUAGAAAGGGGAAGAUAUCACAGUGACCCACUAAAUGUUGGAAAGAAGAGAUGUUUUGAUGAUUGGAAACUUUAUAUUUGAAUAAAUGAAUUAUCAUUCGGAGCAAAGACUGAUAGGCUUGUGUGCCUUUCAAGUGAGUCAUGUAUUCAAAGCAAGUUAUAUACGAAGGAUAGUUGGAGCAGCUUCGGAUUUCCUGCAUCUUGUUAUGUUACUAAAAUGGAAAUGUUCUGUUGAAGUCGUGUCCAGGCUAACCAAGCAUGGGGUGCAGGGAAUGAGGUAGAAGUGAGAUACUGUUCUAAGUCUAGUACUCUCAGGGACAUAUCAGCACCAUCAAUGGGUUUUGUAGUCCCCUUGGGAGGAUGAAAUGAACGUCAAGAGCUUUGUCAAGCUUACUUCCUUUACCCCACCGCCCAUGGCUCUCUGGUUUGCAUGCGAUUUCUUUGGAUCUUGUCUCAACUCGCUGGCAUCACUGGGCAUAGGGGACUCACUAAUCCGGUUGAGCCUUGCAUGUCCCCUACGCUUCCCUCGUCUUUAUAGAUCCUGGUGGCGGUACUUUGUUGAUAUCGACGAUCCUCAGCUGCGCGAUUAUGCUUCUUGCCUAGUUAGGAUUUUCCAGUUUUGGGCUUCGGCCAUUUGGUGGUCUGGAUGUAUAGGAUCCCUGUUUUAAGUCUCGGGUUAAUGUUUGGACUUGGUCUUCAUCUGUAUGUGCUUGCUGGUAAGGCUUGUGUUUUAAGUC